UUGUGUAGACUGAGGUCUCCAAGUUAAUGAAGAUCAUCAUUAACUCUCUGUACAAAAACCGUGACAUCUUCUUGAGAGAACUUAUCUCCAACGCAUCAGAUGCCCUUGACAAGAUUCGGUUCUUGUCAUUGACUGAUAGUGAUUCCAUGAGCUCUAAUAGCAACCUCAACAUUUCUAUCGCUGCUGAUCCAGUUGCUCGCACCCUCACCAUCACCGAUUCUGGUGUUGGUAUGACUCGUCAACAGCUGAAAGACAAUCUCGGUACCAUUGCCAAGUCAGGAACUUCCGAGUUCCUCUCCAAGAUGGAAGAUUCCAAGAAGGAUGACGUUUCUUUGAUUGGUCAGUUUGGUGUUGGCUUUUACUCUGUGUUCCUGGUAGCAGAUCGCGUCACAGUUGCUUCCAAGUCCAAUGAUGACCCUGUUCAACAUGUCUGGGUCUCCGAUGCUGUCAAUGAUUUCACUAUUGCUGAAGAUCCUCGUGGAAACACCCUUGGACGUGGCUCUCAAAUCACGUUGUACCUCAAGGAAGAUGCUGCCGAGUUUUUGGAGCCUUCCAACGUUGAGAAUCUGAUUUCUCGUUACUCUGAAUUCAUCAACUUCCCCAUCUUCUUGUGGAAGAGUCACAAUGAGACCAUUGUCCCUGAUAAGAAUGACAAGGUUGACUUGGAGGAUGACAUUGAAGAGGAAGAGAUCAACGCAGAACAGAAGGACGAACCUGAAGAGAUCACUGAGCAAGUUUGGGAAUGGAACCAAAUCAACACCCAAAAGCCUAUUUGGACCCGCAGCCCCAAGGAUAUCUCGGAGGAGGAAUACAUUGAAUUCUACAAGUCCUUCAGCAAGAACGACAAUGCUCAACCCAUUACCUGGUCUCACUUCAAGGGUGAAGGCGAUGUCGAUUUCCGCUCUAUCAUCUACGUUCCUCCGGAACCCGAAGCAAACUUUUAUCAAAGUCUUGCCACAGAUACCAGCAAUGUCAAGUUGUUUAUCAAGCGAGUGUUCAUUACUGAUGAGGUUGCCGGCGACUUCUUCCCUAAAUGGCUCUCUUUCCUUAAGGCAAUUGUCGAUGCAGAAGAUCUCCCAUUGAAUGUUUCUCGUGAGACUCUUCAACAACACAAAACUCUCAAGAUGAUCUCUAAACGUUUAAUCAAAAAGGCAUUGGACAUGUUCGCUCAACUUGCUAAGACUGACGAGAAGAAGUAUACUCAGUUUAUCCGACAUUAUGGAUCAGCUCUCAAGUAUGGUGGUAUUGAAUCCAGCACCCACCGUAAGAAGAUCGGCACCCUUCUCCGUUACCAAUCCUCACAGUACCCUACAGAGCCAGUGGUUGGAUUUGAUGCCUACAUUGAGAGAAUGAAGCCCGACCAAAAGAACAUCUUCUAUGCAUCUGGAAUGACUGUGGAAGAGAUCGAACAAUCUCCAUUCUUGGAGCGUCUUGUUGCCGACGGCUAUGAAGUGCUUUACUUUACUGAUCCCAUUGAUGAAAUGUUAAUGCAAAACAUGCCUGGAUAUGAUGGAAAGAUGUUCUCCAACAUUGCUAAGGGCGAUAUCAAGAUUGGAGAAGAAACGGACGAUUCUAAAGCAGAACAAAAGGCUUUGGAAGAAUCUUACCGUCCACUCCAGCACUAUCUUAAAAAUAUCCUUUCAGAGUACAUCGACAAGGUUACCAUUUCUAAGCGUUUGGCUACGUCGCCUAUGGCCAUUGUCACUCCCGAAUUUGGAUUGACCGGUCAUAUGGAGAAGCUCUUGGCCGCUCAGGGUUUCAAUGCUGCUCAAAAGGAAGAUGCUCUUUACAAGUUCAUGGCGUCACAAAAGAAGAGCUUGGAAAUCAAUCCUAACCACCCUAUCAUCCAGUCAUUGUUAGAAAAGAUUGAAGAUGGAGAAGCUGAUGAGGACAUUACACAGCUGGUUACUGUUUUGUACGAAACCACAGCCAUUCGCAGCGGUUUCGCACUUAAGGAUAUGCGUGGAUUUACCCAACGUAUUGAAGAAGUCGUUGGUAAAGGUGUUGGCGCUGAAGUAGCCAAGGCUCCCAAGCUCAGACAAGAGAUCCCUGCUGUUCCCGAGGAACUAUUUGUUGGACACGAUGAGCUAUAGACGGCGAAAGAAAUUAAACCAAAAAACAUAGUCAUUGGGAAGUGUUGUAAAGUAAACCCCCCUCCCAGCCAUAAAUACAAAAAACACCAUAAUAAACGGGAAAAAACAACUAUCACUUGGGAUCAAUGAAUGGAUAGCAGCAGUAAUCGCUAUUCCUGGGUUCGUCG
This is a messenger RNA of Umbelopsis ramanniana AG, 2260 nucleotides long. RefSeq lists its product as uncharacterized. Gene Ontology annotation, biological process: protein folding. The coding region runs from base 27 to 2093 and encodes 688 amino acids. The record is from RefSeq and is a predicted model, not a curated record. NCBI's taxonomy places the organism in Eukaryota, Fungi, Mucoromycota, Umbelopsidomycetes, Umbelopsidales, Umbelopsidaceae. The transcript has a single exon. Gene Ontology annotation, molecular function: ATP hydrolysis activity; ATP-dependent protein folding chaperone; ATP binding.